AUGCUGGAUCUUGCGUUUGCAGCGUUGCUUCCAAGGGACGACGACGAUGUCGUUGCCUGCGCGGUGUCUAAUUCAUACAAUGGACACAACGGACUGCGCAUCCUGGCGGUGUUUAUUAUCCUGAUAUCCUCUGGGGUCGGUGUGUUUUUCCCAAUCAUGGCCUCCCGGUACUCGUUCAUACGGCUGCCGGACUGGUGUUUCUUCAUCGCUAAGUUCUUCGGGUCUGGGGUGAUCGUCGCUACAGCGUUUAUACACUUGCUGCAGCCGGCUAGUGAGGCCCUGGGGGACCCCUGUCUCGGAGGCACUUUCGCAGAGUACCCGUGGGCAUUCGGUAUCUGCCUCAUGUCCCUGUUCAUGCUGUUUUUCACGGAGAUUGUCUCGCAUCAUUUCAUAAGCAAGUCUCUAGGUGAUAGUCAUGAGUCUCACGGUGGGGCUGACAGUGUGUACGGGGACGACGAUGACUCCGAGUUCAGUGUGAGUAAACAACGUGAAAUUGUCGACUCGCAGAAGGGAGAGUUGUUCAUAAAGGACAAAUUCGAGCAAGAGGUCGAUCUCUCUCAGGGGAUUACCACGGUUCCAUCGACAAGGGACUAUGCUAACUUGACGAGCACGGAACUGGAGCCAACGAUACCAGGGAAGGACCAUUUUGCUCACGAUACGGAACACCAGGACCCAAGCCAAUUGGGGACGCCCGUGCAGGAGCAGGACAAAGAGCAAUACUUGAACCAGAUCGUGGCAGUCACAAUCUUGGAGGCAGGGAUCAUUUUCCAUUCGGUGUUCGUCGGGUUGUCCCUCUCCGUUUCAGGGGAAGAGUUUGAAACGUUGUUCAUCGUGCUGACUUUCCACCAAAUGUUCGAAGGGCUUGGACUGGGCACGAGAGUCGCAGAGACAAAUUGGCCAGAGAACAGGAAGAACACGCCGUGGCUCAUGGGACUCGCGUUCAUGCUGACGUCGCCGAUCGCAGUGGCCAUAGGGAUUGGCGUGAGGCACUCGUGGGUUCCCGGAUCCAGGAAAUCACUGAUUGCCAAUGGGGUCUUCGACGCGAUCUCGUCAGGGAUCCUCAUCUACACAGGGCUUGUAGAGCUCAUGGCCCACGAAUUCCUGUUCUCAAAUCAGUUUAAGGGCCCUGGUGGCUUGAAGAAAAUGCUAUACGCAUACUUCAUCAUGUGUCUCGGCGCUGGAUUAAUGGCUCUACUGGGGAAAUGGGCGUAA
This is a messenger RNA of Huiozyma naganishii CBS 8797, 1212 nucleotides long. It is a transcript of the gene ZRT2, whose product is annotated as low-affinity Zn(2+) transporter ZRT2. The transcript has a single exon. Gene Ontology annotation, molecular function: low-affinity zinc ion transmembrane transporter activity. Gene Ontology annotation, cellular component: plasma membrane. Bases 1 to 1212 code for a protein of 403 amino acids. Lineage: Eukaryota; Fungi; Ascomycota; Saccharomycetes; Saccharomycetales; Saccharomycetaceae. Gene Ontology annotation, biological process: zinc ion import across plasma membrane. The record is from RefSeq and is a predicted model, not a curated record.